UACGUAUAUUUUGCACGUUUGAUUGCAUCAUUGAUAUAACAUGUCAUCUUUAAUACAAAUUGACGGAAGUUUGGGCGAAGGUGGUGGUCAAGUAUUAAGAAUAGCACUUUGUUUAAGUGCAUUAUAUAAAAUUCCAGUUAAGAUUAAUAAUAUACGAGCAGGUCGGCCUAAGCCAGGACUUGCUGCCCAACAUUUAAAAGGAGUGGAACUGUUAAAGAAUAUGUGUAAUGCAGAAGUUCAUGGAGCACAUAUAGGAUCAACAGAUUUGGAAUUUAAACCUUCUCAUUUACAUGCAGACAAAAAUCAUACAUUCUUUGUAGAUACAGGAACUGCUGGUUGCAUUUGUUUAUUAGCUCAAGUUGCUCUACCCUGUGCUCUUUUUUUUCCACAAAGAGAUGUGGUUACAUUGGUUCUUAGAGGCGGCACAAAUGUACCUAUGGGACCACAUAUAGAGUAUCUCACAGAAGUGUUGAGGCCAUUACUUAACAAGUUUGGAGCUGAUUUUGAUUUUAAAGUUAUAAAAAGGGGUUAUUAUCCAAAGGGAGGUGGAGAAGUACAUUUAUAUGUAAAACCUAUACAGACUUUGAAAGCUGUUACUUUAACUGAUCCUGGAAUUCCUCAUGAGAUAUUUGGAUGGGCAUACGUUGCAGGUGUUGUUCCCAUUAGAGAAGCACACAAAAUGGCAAAUGAUGUAAGAUCAAUUUUAACAGAAGGUUUGAACAAAAACAGCAUUUCAGUGCCAUCUAUAAAUAUUGAAGUUUACAAAGAAGAUAGAUCUGUAGCUAUUGGCAAUGGAUCUGGCAUCAAUGUUGUAUGCACUACCACCGGUGGAUGUAUUAUAGGAGGUUCAGGAUUGGGUUCUGGACGUCAUGAGCAAUUAACACCAGGUACACAGGCUGCUAAUGAAAUUUUGGAUACGAUUUUAGCAGGAUCUUGUGUUGAUGAACAUAUGCAAGAUCAGUUGAUAAUUUUGAUGACUUUGGCCAGAGGUAUGUCUAGAAUUAAUCUUGGAAGUAAAAAACUUACUUGCCAUACUCAAACAGCUAUAAAAGUGGUGGAGAUGAUAUUGAACGAUUUUAACGUUCAUUUUAAAUUAUGUGAAAAUAAAGAUGCUGGAGGCAAUACUUGUUACACUUUAGAAUGUGAAGGUUGUGGAUAUGAAAACAAAAUUAUAAGAUAA
This is a messenger RNA of Habropoda laboriosa, 1180 nucleotides long. It is a transcript of the gene Rtca, whose product is annotated as RNA 3'-terminal phosphate cyclase. The transcript has 7 exons. The coding region runs from base 41 to 1180 and encodes 379 amino acids. NCBI's taxonomy places the organism in Eukaryota, Metazoa, Arthropoda, Insecta, Hymenoptera, Apidae. Gene Ontology annotation, cellular component: nucleus. Gene Ontology annotation, biological process: RNA processing. The record is from RefSeq and is a predicted model, not a curated record. Gene Ontology annotation, molecular function: RNA-3'-phosphate cyclase activity.